Molecule: messenger RNA, 7841 nt
Organism: Acipenser ruthenus (sterlet)
Lineage: Eukaryota; Metazoa; Chordata; Actinopteri; Acipenseriformes; Acipenseridae
Product: protein tyrosine phosphatase domain-containing protein 1-like
Exons: 11
Coding region: 2366-4714 (782 amino acids)
Biological process (GO): protein dephosphorylation; cilium assembly
Molecular function (GO): protein tyrosine/serine/threonine phosphatase activity
Source: RefSeq, a predicted model, not a curated record
UCAAAUAGUUUAAUUGUAUAGUUGCUCAGGUACUCAACAUCACACAAUUCACAUUAUAUUCAUGGUUCUUUAUUAUAAUAGUGAAUGCACUAUGUAGCACAGCAGCAAGAAUCUAAAGAUAUUACUUAGGCAGUUUACUUCAUGGUUUAUUUUUUCAAUUAAAUUAUUUGCUUGAGAUUGCUGUGCUCCUCUAUUAAAAAAUGCCACUCAGUUUACUGUAGGUGGUUUACAAUGUUACAUUUUUAAAGUGGCAAACUUCCUGUAAACUAAGUUACAGGUACUGUACAAAUAUUGUCAAUACAAGAUUUCAGAGUGGCCUUUAUAACUUCCUUCCAAUCACAGUGUCUCCUAUAGCCUUAGACAUGGGAUUAUGUGGCUUUCCAUAUUCCUAGCAACUGGAAAGACAUGAGGGGCAAUCUCUAAACAAGACAGCCUCAAGAAAGUAUCCAAUAAUGUUUUACAUCAUUGAAAAACACUGCAAUCAAUACAAUAUUAUGAAGUUUGAGUUCAUUUUACUAAAGAAAAUUGGAUUAAGACAUACUGGCCCUGAAUAUCAACGCUUUUCCGACCGUCGGGGAGGGCUUUUGUGGCGGGGUUUUAACUUUCCGACUGAAAUGAAAGUUCCAACACUUUAAAGGUAAAAGCCCUGUGUCUCUUGGCAACAAAGCUUUGCAGUUUCCAUUAGUCAGCAUUGGAGAUACAAAACAAACAAACAUAUUUUGCUUGUUAGUGUUCUAAUUGACUAACCGCAUAUCAUUUCUCAAGUCCGGACAAGCCCAAGUGCUAGCCUAACUUCUACAUAAUUAAUUUACAGUACAUUAUCGUCUGUUUAAUCUGACUAACAAAUUAAGUAUUGUAAGAACUUCCAAGUCAAACCAUUUUGCACAUGCUGUAGGUAUACAAGUAGUAUCAGUAGAUCUUUCUGUAAGUUUAGGCAUAUACAAUACAGUCCUUGUCCUAGUUUUAGAAUUUGUUGGCAAAGUGAAUUUGAUUUUCAACUUCUGUGCUGAUUUGGAAUGUAGAAUCCUCCAAAUUCUAUAUAUUUUUUUUAUUGAUUUCCCCUGGAUGUAAUCGAAUUUGAGUUUAAAUAUAUUUUUUAUUUAUAAUAUUUUUACCCCAAAAUUCUGUAAGACCAUUUGAGAAAAAGAAAAUACCGUUUGUGCUACACAUCAUGCAAUAUUUAUAAGACAAAACAAAUCUAUUUCUUUUAAUUAUUUUCAGGGCCAAUGUUUUGCAGAUUGAACAAAUCUUUUGCUAAGUAUAGAUGUGGCAUUUGCUCUUUGAUUCUGUUUCCUCACUGAAGAUGUUUAGUGCACUAAACAUCAAACGGCAGCAGAUGUGAACUAGCUCCAGCCAUCUUAACAAGAUCAGAGGUUGUAUUCAGGCCAGUCCAAUAAUCAAUUGCAUUAAUUAUAAGAUGGAUGUUUACAUCAAUGCACUAUAAUACUGUACAUGUGAAUGGAAAAACUAGGUUUAGAGAAAUAUUACUUUAUUUACUGUUAAUUUGCAGUGGAAAAUACACCUGAUCCAGUCCUGUUUCAUUUCCAAUACGAUAUAUCUAGUAGCAGUACAGUGCUCACUUUCUCAUUAUUUAUACAACAAUUAUCACACCCCUUGUUUACAAUUUUUUUUACAUUUAGAUCUGGUCAAAUUAAAUCUGCAUUUUUUCAUCAUGAUACUUUAAAGUUAUUUUGUUAUUUAUUGAUACGUACAGGUACAAUGCAUACAAUGAUUUUACAUUUUAAACCAUUGUCUACCUUUUUUUAAAAUACAAUAUACUGUAAAUGAUAAUUUGGCACAUUAUAGAUGUUUACAGUUUAAAGGUUCCUUUAAAAUGUACUUGUUUCCUUAUUUUAUUAGCGGUAUACCUUGUAGAUUUUGUAGUUAUUUUUGGAGUAAUUGGAUUAGGCUGUUAAUCGAGGAGGAGUCAAAAGUAGCCAUCUGAUUUGUUUUCCCAGCACUGUCACGUACACCAUGCAGCUCUACACACUUUUGGCAGCCUUACUUUUUUAUAGGCAAACAAGAAUUCACACUACAUCUCACAGCGUUACAUUAAGCUUGUGUUUUGAACAAAAUGCCAACUGCUAAUGUGAUAAAUUGAAUUCUAGGAUCUUGUUAUCAUCUCUGUUAGUUAUUACCCAAAAGGAUCAGGGAGGAUAAAUGUGAAUUAAGUAGGACAAGGAGGCAGGCGCAGUGGCUGUAAAUAUCUUUGACGCUAUUCUUUUACUGUGACUUUGUUGGAUUGCAAUGGGUCUAUAAUAUUCUCUCGGGGUGUUUUUGAAGUCAAGAGGACAUCAGGCUUUUGUUGUUCUGUAUUUGUCUACUGUUCUUUUCAUUAGCUGCAGUAACUGUACCUUCAAAGAAGAUGCAGAUGACUAUAAGUCAUUCCUUUGUUUGGGUAACAGGUACUGCCAUGGCAGCAGGUGUUUCUUUACAGAAUGAAAUAACUUACUCACCAGUAGUAGUAAAUAGUUGGGGAUAUAAUCCAGAAAUGGAAUCAGCUAUUACAAGAAGACCAACUGCAAAAUAUACAAAAGUUGGAGAGAGACUGCGACAUGUCAUCCCAGGUCACAUGCAGUGUUCAAUGGCGUGUGGAGGCCGUGCCUGCAAGUAUGAAAAUCCAUCGAGAUGGAGUGACGAGGAACAAGCGAUCAAAGGACUCUAUUCUUCAUGGAUUACAGAUAAUUUACUGGCAAUGGCACGGCCUUCAACUGAAAUUAUUGAAAAGUACAACAUAAUUAAACAGUUUCAAAGGUAUGAUGUAAAGACCAUAAUUAAUCUGCAGCGCCCUGGAGAGCAUGCAAGCUGUGGGAACUCACUGGAACAAGAGAGUGGCUUCACCUACCGUCCAGAGAUAUUUAUGGAUGCUGGAAUUUACUUUUAUAAUUUUGGAUGGAAGGACUAUGGUGUGGCUUCACUUACUACUAUCCUUGAUAUGGUAAAAGUCAUGUCAUUUGCAAUGCAAGAGGGGAAAAUGGCAAUUCAUUGUCAUGCAGGACUUGGAAGAACAGGGGUUUUGUUAGCCUGUUAUUUAGUCUUUGCAGUAAGAAUGACUGCAGACCAAGCCAUUCUGUUUGUAAGGGCUAAAAGACCCAAUUCAAUUCAGACCCGAGGUCAGCUGUUGUGUGUACGGGAGUUUGCCCAGUUUUUGAUUCCACUAAGAAAUGUUUUUGCCUGUGCUGAACCCAAAGCAAAUGCUGUAACUCUGUCUCAGUAUUUGAUCCGCCAGCGUCACCUUUUGCAUGGCUAUGAGGCCCGACAGCUGAAAAACGUGCCAAAAAUUGUUCAACUCAUUUGCAAGUUACUGCUGGACAUUGCUGAGAACAGACAAGUUAUAGAAGAAGAUGUUUUAGAGAUUCCAGACCUUUCAGCAGAGAUAGAGAAAACAGUCUCGCAGCUGGCUAUCCUGCAGCUGGACAAAGAAUUACAUGGAAAGGGUGUUGAGGUAUCCAAAAUGCCCAAAGCAGAAUUUGUACCCAGUGACUCUGUACUUCCCAGUGAAAAUGAAUUUGGUCCUCUUUGGAAAAGGCGUAAUGCUGAAUAUCUCCAGCCAUUAUCUUAUCUGAAAAAGCGCCUUAGUUACAGUGACUCUGACCUGAGGAGGGCAGAAUUCCUUCUGGAGCACAGGGGUCCGCCUCUGACCAUGCCUGCAGGGAUGCUGUGCCCCAACUCCCUCAGUAAACAAUGUUUGUCUCAGAACAACUUGCAAUCUUGUAUAGUAACAGAGCCGUCAAAACCAAACUUUUCCACUCUCUUUGAAACGUUGCAAUCAGGCAACAGCAAACAAGAUCCUUUUUGUUUAACAACAUCAAGUGUUUGGGACCAGAAAAAAGUAAUUAGCACAGUGGAACAAAAUGGAUCUCCACUUUUCCAAAGGAGAAAACAUCCAAAAGAAGUGCAGCGCAGCAGAACGUUCUCUCUCGGGUCCUCAUCAGUAAAAACUAGCAACCAGCCGGAGGGACCUCGAAAAAAUACCAAGAGUGAGGCACAGUUUGACAGUGGAGGUGCCAAACAGAAAGAAUCUUCUGUUAAUGGCAAAAGUGCUUGUGUGUUACAGGGUAACAACAGCUCCCAAUCCCCAUUAACAGAAGCUCCCACAUCUUCAAAAACUGUCUUUCAUAUUGGAGAAGAAGAUACUGAUAGUUCAGAGGAGAUCCCAUUUAUUACUUUACAGUCUGAGCUAACUCUUGAAUCCAGAAGGGUGUUGGUAGCACAAGCACUUGCAGUUGACUUGGACUGUGAUGGGGAUGCAGAACUCAUAGAAAAAGUUGAAAGUUGGCAGAGGGAACUUAAUUCGAGAGAAGGAGCCUGGGACAGAAUAUGCACAGAAAGAGAUCCCUUUGUACUGUCUGGCCUUUUAUGGUCCUGGCUGGAGCAACUGAAGGAGCCAGUCAUAACCAAAGAAGAUAUUAAAAUUUUAGCACAAAAAUGUGAUAAUCCGGAUGAGGCCAUUUACACACUGGAAAAGGGACCACAGCAAACCAUUGUUUCUGUUGUAGACUGUGUAGCACAUUUACAUUCGAUACCAGAGGAUGUGGAGGAGGCUUUUCUUGCACGUAUUACAAAAGCUUUUACCAAGAUUACAUUUGCUGCGGCUGACGGACCAAUGGUAUACAGCACCCUAAAAGCUAUUUUAAGGCCAGUCCUGCAUGAGAAGAGAAGAAGAGCCAUAGAAGAGUCAGAAAACUCCUGCUAUUGUUUAUAUUGUCCCUAAGACUCCUGGGCUUGUCUGUAUUUAAUAUGUUGGUGGUCACAGGUUUGGAAAUGGAACGAAUACAGAUAACAAGGUGAAUUAUAAUCCCAGCAGAUGGAAUCAGUGCUUUGCUGCUAUUUGGUGAUUUGCUUGUAUUUUAUUUUGUUGUAAAAAAUAAGACGAGAUGUGUCUUCACAUCGUUGAUUUUUUUCAAAACAUUUUUUUUAUAUAAACUGCCAUAUUGACAAGUGCCAUGUUGCAAUGCUUAAAGGUGUUUGUUUAUUUUUGAAUAUACUGUAUGUUAGUGUUUACAGUAAUUUUGGUACAUUCUGUUCAUUGUUGAAAUGUAAUGUUUUUAUUAUUUAGAUGUAUUUAAUAAUCUAUUUUUUUUGGUGUGUUGUCUGUGUGUUAAAUAUUUGGCAAAUGGGAUUAAUGGAAUUGCAACAGCGACUCAAUAUAAAAAAGUUGAUUUGAUAAAAAAAAAAAAAGACAUAGCAAAGAAUAUGCCAGUGUACCAACAAUUUCAUUAACCUUUUCACACUGGAUAUGCAACUAAGAAAGCUAAUUAUUUUUACCAACCAUUUAAUUUUUUUUUAGCAUAUUGGUACACAUUUUAAACAGGUCAUCAUUCGUAGAAACAUUUCAAUUGACCGGCAUAGUCUUGAAAAUAAGCUAUUCAAAUCUAUUUUAGCAACAUUCAACAUUAGUAAAUGAUGCAAUGUACUGUACUUCUCAGCUGUAUAGAUUGUAAAUAAAUGUAAGUUAUCCCACAUUAUACUUAAGUAUUCAGGAAAUGGCAGGGUUCUAAGUACAUGAUAUAUAUGGCUUUGGGUCUAUUAUAUAUAUAGAUAUAGAUAUGUAGAUAUAGAUAGAUAGGUUGAUUUUGAUUACAUUUCCCUUACUAUUUUAUGGAGUUUGGAAUAAUUUGGAUUCUGGAUGUUUUUGGGUUCUGUUGAAUAGAAUGAGGAAGUCUGUUCAGUCUUGGCACCUAGGAUUCAUCAGACAAGCUGAAAUCAAGUUCAAAGCCAGAUAAAAGCAGAUUUAUAGUAGAGAAAAAAACAUAAUAACACAGAACCAAGGACCACUCAAAAUGAUUGCAAAAACCAUCGUAUAUAUAUUCUGGUUAUUAAAAUAUUUGUCGUAGAUAUGGAUGAAAAAUUCUAGACCUUUGAUUGUCAAGUAUUCCAACCUUUUAACCUCAAUUUCUCUGUAAUGAGAAACACAAAUCGAUUCAGCGAUUUUGAUGCAGUUACACUUCUUACUAGCAACUAAUAGGUUUGUACAGUAUUGCCAAGCCUGAAUAUAUAGUACUAGACUACUGAAAACAAGAUCAAACAUGUCAGCAGUUGCUGGUACUGUAUUUCUUUGAUUAAGGUUAGUACAGCACUUAAUGUAAGUCUAGUCUAGAGUUUCAUAUAUAUAUGUUGCUUUUUAAAUGUGUGAGCUAUGGGAUGACCAUUGAUUCUUCUGACUUUUACAGUAGUGUUAUAUAUCCUUUGGGGGAAAUAUACACUGUUAAAAAGUCUGCUUAAUUGUAUUGUAAAACUAUAAUUUAAGGUCAGUAUUUACUCUGUAAAAAUAAAACUGUGCCUGGAGAUUGCAGUUGAGGAACACAUCCUCAGCUGCUUCUGGUGAUAUGUUUGUUUGUUCAUAUAUUAAAUAUUAAUAUUUAAAUAUUGGAAAAAACUGGCUUGUGAAAGUAUGUUCUUUUAGCUAUUUGAAACACACACAAAUAUAAUAACAAAAACAAAAUUGUUUAUGCUGUAGUUUAUCUCAAUCCCAUAUUCACUCUAUUUAUUGAGAUAAUUUUAUUUUCCAAAUUCCAAAAUGAAUUAGACCAAAAUUAUUAUUAUUAUUAUUAUUAUUAUUAUUAUUUAUUUCUUAGCAGACGCCCUUAUCCAGGGCGACUUACAAUCGUAAGCAAAUACAUUUCAAGUGUUACAAUACAAGUAAUACAAUAAGAGCAAGAAAUACAAUAACUUUUGUUCAAGCAAAGUACAAGUGUGACAAACCACAAUUCAAUAAUACAGCAGAUAAUAGUGAUAGUUACAUCAGGAUAUGAUUAAAUAGUGAUAGUUACAUCAGGAUGUGAUUAAAUACAAAGUACUACAGGUUAAACACUUGGCAGAUUACAGUAUUCUGAAGUACAGGAUUAAAUGCAGUAAAAUAGGGGGCAGAUAAGAGCAAAAUAAAGCAAUAAAAUAUCUGACUUCCGCCCAUAGUGAGUAUCACAAUUAUAUGACAAUGUAUGAUGAAACAUAUUGUAAAAACAAUCCAAAUUGUUUUUACACAAUGUAUUUGUAAUGCAGUAGUUGCUAGGAUAAAUAACAAACACAUUAUUGUUAUGUGAGUUACACAGUCAACAAGUAGGUUCUAGAAUUCUGAAACAGGCUUCUAGAAUGUACCAGAUUAUUUAUUCAAGUCAGUUGUGAAAUUGUGGUGAAAGGCUUUGGAGAUGGAGGGUCUCUGUAAAGAGCUCUCUUGUCCUGUGUGUUUGGAGCUGUUCACCCCGCCAGUGCUGGAACUACCCUGCUCCCACAACUAUUGCAGGCAGUGCAUUCAUGAGACUCUUAUCUCCCAAAACUGCACUCAUGUCAAUGGGAAAUUCUGCUGCCCCAUGUGCAGGAAGGUAAGAGAUGCUGGUUUGAUAUUGAUAUAUACAUUUCUGUGAAAAAAGGCGAAGAAGACCGUAAAUGCAAACAUAUCAAUAAAUAAAGCAAGGCAAAGAUGAUGUCAGUAGUUUUAAUGUAUUUAUCUACAACUAUUGCAUUUUAGCCACAACACAAGUUCCUAUAGAUUGAACAGAAAUAUAAAAGCUCUACAUCUUAAAAGCCACAGGACAUUUUGUUGUGUUUAUUUUAGGUUAUCUGUUUGCGGGGAAGAGGAAUAACUGGAUUAAAAAGAAAUAUCUUUGUUGAAAAUGUACUAGAAAAAGUUAAAGAAGAGAUGGCAAAGAUCCAAGUGAGAGAACACAAUGUGAAAUCCCAAACAUGCAGGAUACAUGAAGAAGUGAUGAGCCUGGAACUGGAAAAGUUGCAGGAUCAACUUCUUUCAACUGCCGAAGAAACAAAAGCUAUGAUCAACGCAGUCGGGGACAGCUUGUUGAUGGAAAUACGAUUCAAAGUAUCAUCAUUAAAGAUGAAGGUGG